CUCCUCAUUGCCUUCCACCCACUCAGCUGCCUGUAGGUGGCUGCUCAUCACUCUGAGUGGGUAAAGUGGAUGGAAAGUAGCUAGGAGUUGGAGCUGGAGCCCAGUUCACUGGGGCAGGAGCUGUCUGGCUGCAGCUUCCCCACACCUGGAGCAGCACAACAGGGGCAGGAGGAGUUGCCACUGGAGGCAGAAGGAGCUGAGCAGCAGCAGGAGCAGUCCCACCAGGAAGCUGUGUGUGCUGGCCAAGGCUGGGGCCAGGGCUGGGGCAGUGCCAUUAGUAGGUUGGGUGCAGACAGGACCGUGGUACAGGCUGCCCCAAGUAGGAGCAGGAGGACACUAACGUUGGUGUAUCUGACUUCCCACUUGAUUCAGAGGAUCUUCCACAGGAAACGUUGAUGGUACUUCUCCAACAACUUUAGAUGUCUCCUGUACAUGAUCUAUGCCUCAGCUCCAUACAGCAAGACAUUCAUUUAUCGGGACCAUCUCAGAGCCUGGCAGAAGAAUUUGCUGAAGCUGCGAGGCAGCUUAAAAAAGAGAUCCCUAACGUCAGAUUUGGAAAAGUUGAUGUCUCAGACCAGAAAGAUCUGAAGAAAGAAUUCAAUAUCCAAGAAUUUCCAACUGUGAAAUUUUUUGUGAAUGGCGACAGGAAAAAUCCCAUCGAUUGUAAAGGAGUCAGAGAGGCCUCAGCUUUUAUCACAUGGGUGAAAAGAAGACUAGGACCCAGCACUGUGCACAUCAACAGCACCGAUCAGACUGAAGCAAUUAUAGAGGCGGAGGAGUUGGCAGUGAUUGGCUUUUUUAAGGAACUUCAUGGAGGAGCAGUGGAAAUUUUCUAUGAGACUGCAAGAGAUGUGCCAGAGCUGCCUUUUGGAGUGACGGCCACUGAAGAGGUGUUUGCUAGCUAUGGCAUCCGAAAGGACACUGCUGUUGUAUUCAGAAAGGGAAAACCGGUACAUAAUGAAGUGUUUGAAGACAGCAAGCAGAACAAAGUGGAACUUACCAGAUUAAUCAAAACCUUUACCAUGGAUUUGGUCAUAGAGUAUAAUCUUGAGACUUCUGUGAAGAUUUUUGAUGUCCCUGUUGAAAAUCACAUCCUGCUGUUCACCCCGAAGAACUCGGAGACAUUCAACAAGACUUAUGAAAAUUAUGAGUCUGCUGCUGUGGAAUUUCGAGGAAAGAUCAUGUUCAUCUUGGUGGAUACUAAUGAAACCAGAAACGGGCGUGUUUUUGAGUAUUUUCGCAUCACUGAGGUAGAUGUCCCCGCCGUGCGGAUCUUAAACCUGACGAGUGAUGCAAGGUACAAAAUGCCUGCAGAUGAGGUGACAGUGGAGAACCUAAGAAGCUUUUGCCAGAGCUAUCUAGCUGGAAAAGCAAAGCAACAUGUGUCUAGUGAGGAGAUUCCAGAAGACUGGGACAAGAAUCCUGUCAAGGUGCUCGUAGGGAAGAAUUUCAAUCAGGUUGCCUUUAAUAAGACAAAGAAUGUGUUUGUGAUGUUCUAUGCACCCUGGUCCCGUGAGUGCAGGAAACUCCUCCCAAUCUGGGAUGAGCUGGCUGAGGAGUAUGAAAAUCGCAAAGACAUAAUCAUUGCCAAAGUAGACUUCACAGCAAAUGACAUCCAGUUAAUUAUGCUAGAUCGCUAUCCAUUCUUUAGACUCUUUCCUGCUGGAUCGGAUAGCCAGGUUGUGGUGUAUGAUGGGGAACAUACUCUUGAGGCAUUUGCAGAAUUCUUAGAGGAGCGAAGCAAGCCAAAAGCAGAAGCAACAGGAAAGGAUCCUUCUCAAGAAAUCAAAGAAGAUCUUACCAAGGAAGAACUCUAACCGUGCAGUGAAGGGGAAGUUUCCAUGUCAUUAAAUUCUAAGGAUGAGUAUUCUCUACACAAGAAGAAUUUUGAUUGUGACAUAAGAGUAGAGCUGCAUCAAAAAUGAAAGAACAAGAACAAAUAAAAAAUACAAU
Alligator sinensis (Chinese alligator) is the source of this 1953-nucleotide messenger RNA. It is a transcript of the gene PDILT, whose product is annotated as protein disulfide isomerase like, testis expressed. The transcript is spliced from 12 exons. NCBI's taxonomy places the organism in Eukaryota, Metazoa, Chordata, Crocodylia, Alligatoridae. Bases 420 to 1817 code for a protein of 465 amino acids. Gene Ontology annotation, molecular function: protein disulfide isomerase activity. Gene Ontology annotation, cellular component: endoplasmic reticulum. Gene Ontology annotation, biological process: protein folding. The record is from RefSeq and is a predicted model, not a curated record.